Spathaspora passalidarum NRRL Y-27907 is the source of this 1128-nucleotide messenger RNA. RefSeq lists its product as uncharacterized. The transcript has a single exon. The coding region runs from base 1 to 1128 and encodes 375 amino acids. The record is from RefSeq and is a predicted model, not a curated record. Lineage: Eukaryota; Fungi; Ascomycota; Pichiomycetes; Serinales; Debaryomycetaceae.
AUGAAUGACACCUAUGACGAGUUUACAAAUUUAGGAGACAUACCAAAACAGGACGGUACCGAGGUAUAUGAGAAUAGUAGUUCUAGUCAGCCGCACCAGCACCAGCGCCAACACCAGCAGAUGGUUCCACAUGAUUUGAGUGAAGAGUUCGGAUUACUGAAAGAUUCCCCAGAUGUCUCAAUGUUGCCUCCUUCUGUUGUGUCGAUGUCCAAAGAAGAAAUAGUUAUAGAUAAUGGGAGAAUAUGUCCUUAUUGUCAUAAAGAAUUCACCAGCAAAGGGUCUUUGGGAAGACAUUUGGACUCAAAAAAGGGGGACCCAGUGCAUCCUCUAGAUGAGAUCACUGCCAUAAGGAGUCUAACUAAACGAAGGAUCGUUGAAGUACCAAGAGGAUCACGAAAAGCAGCACAACCAGCACCACCUAGUGAGGGCACAAGCAAGAAGAGGAAAGUUAUCAAGAAAAGUAUGGCGAGAUCCCAGAUAUCAGUGGAUCCCGCCAGUGGGCAACGAGAAAAGAGUAAACUUAGAAGGAAACUAAGAGAUAGACGAAUUAAAGCGAAAUUACUAACCAACGAAUGGUUACUUGACCAGUUCGGCAACUAUCCCCUUGUUGAACCUAAACCAACUGAUCCUGGUAGUAAGUUUGCCCAUAUAACUGCAUUAUACUUGCCAGUAUCCAAAUGGCCCGAUUCGUAUCCUGACAAUUCCAGUUACGAUUUGGUAGUUAAUGAAUUAAAAACGCGAGAUAGGUUAGAUUUACUUAGUAUCUUGACUAUUGCAUUCCACACAUUUGAGCAACUACCCUUGCAGCAUAAAGUAGACAUCUGGAGACGGGAAACACUCCGAUGUUUGCGACCCACAAUUGGACUGUUUUCCAUUGCUGAUUUACAUGAAUUGAAAGCAGUUACAUCAAAGAAAGAACAGGGUCAUUUUGAAGAGAUUUGUUCUAGGGAUAAUUUAUCCAGUUACGUUGAUCUUGAUGAUGGUAGAGAACCACUCCCUGUAGAAGAAGAAGAAGAGGCAGAGGAGGAAGGAAUAGACCAGGUUAAAGACGAACCUGAAAUAUUUAUGGCACACCUAACAGAUACGCCAGGAUCAAUGAUAGACGAGUUCACCAUGUUUAGGGAGUAA